ACGAAAAAAGAGAAAGCAGAGAAACAGAGACACACCCCCAAAAGCAAAAGCAACAAAGAUCACAAACCUAUUUUCAAUCAAAUCAAAUAUGAAAAGCAAAAAGACAACCCAAGCCAAGGCCGACCGCGUUAACUCCAUUAAGCAACUCAUGGAGAAGAUCCCACUUACAUGCUCUGAACCCAACACACAUUCUCUCUUGUUCACAGUCCCGUCAUUCUUCUCUUUGAGCUCACAGUGCCAAUGUCUGAGAUUGUGGUUGCAGAGCCCAUCUAUGAUGAUCGAGCAGAGGAAAAAAGACCCAUUACCAGGUAUCUCACCAUGGGCAGUGGGAGUGAUCAUAAUCAUCCUCCUGAGCCAUUUGAGAGCGAGAGAUUGCCUGCCACUUUGGCCUCAAAAAUCCGGAGCUUUCUUCGGGUUGCAAACUUGAUCGAAAGCGAGGAGCCUCGGAUUGCUUAUCUGUGCCGCUUUCAUGCCUUUGAAAUAGCACAUAACAUGGACCGUCGUUCGAAUGGGAGGGGUGUUCGACAAUUCAAAACUACCCUUCUGCAGCGACUUGAACAGGAUGAAGAAACUACAAUUAGGAAACGGAAGGAAAAGAGUGAUCUACGCGAGUUAAGACGCGUUUAUCAUUCUUACAAGGAGUACAUCAUCAAACAUGAAGGAGCAUUUAGCAUAGAAAAUAGUCACAGAGAGAAGUUGAUAAAUGCGCGUAUAAUUGGUUCUGUAUUGUUUGAAGUCUUAAAGACAGUUUCAAAUACAGCCGGUCCUCAGGCCCUGGCUAAUAGAGGUGGUAUCCAGACAAAACCUUAUGAUAUAUAUAAUAUUCUACCACUUGAUCAAGGAGGUAUUCAGCAACCAAUCAUGCAGCUACCUGAGAUUAAGGCGGCAGUAGCAGCAAUACGGUAUAUUCGUGGCAUACCUUCCAAUGAAGAUCUUCAGAAACAUGGGACUUUCAUUGAUUUGUUUGAUUUUCUUCAGUACUGCUUUGGAUUUCAGGAAGGGAAUGUAGCCAAUCAGAGAGAGCAUCUGCUUCUACUCCUUGCUAAUAUUCACAAACGGAAAACUCAUAAACAGACAUCUGUCUCAAAAUUAGGAGAUGCUGCAGUGGACGAGUUAAUGCGGAGAAUUUUUAAAAAUUAUACAAACUGGUGCAAGUUUUUGGGAAGGAAAAGCAACAUCCGGUUACCUUAUGUGAAACAAGAAGCCCAACAAUAUAAACUUCUAUUUCUGGGGCUUUACCUUCUUAUAUGGGGCGAGGCUGCAAACUUGCGAUUCAUGCCAGAGUGUCUCUGUUAUAUUUUUCACCAUAUGGCAUAUGAGCUACAUGGCAUGUUAACUGGUGCUGUUAGCUUGACAACAUGGGAGAAGGUCAUGCCAGCAUAUGGAGGGCAGUCUGAGUCUUUCCUUAACAAUGUUGUUGCCCCCAUAUAUGGGGUUAUAAGAGAGGAAGCCGAGAAAAGCAAGUGUGGGACAGCUGACCAUUCCACAUGGAGAAACUAUGAUGAUCUGAAUGAGUAUUUUUGGUCUUCUGAUUGUUUUGAAAUCGGUUGGCCCAUGCGUCUAGAUCACGAUUUCUUCUUUACAGACUCUCCAACAAAAUCCAAUGCUAAGAAUGCUUCAGCAUCCACUGCUCCUGUAGAAGAAAGAAGGAAGGAAGAUGAGGAGGAAGAUGAAGUUGGGGUUAGUAAAGAAGAAGUCCGUGAACCCAAAUGGUUGGGCAAAACAAAUUUCGUAGAAGUACGUUCGUUUUGGCAAAUUUUUAGAAGCUUUGACAGAAUGUGGAGCUUUUUUAUUGUUUCACUUCAGGCAUUAAUAAUUAUGGCAUGCCAUGAAUUGGAAUCUCCACUUCAGUUGUUUGACAAAGUUAUAUUUGAGGAUAUCAUGAGCAUCUUCAUUACAUCUGCAUUUCUUAAAUUCAUACAAGCAAUACUCGACAUUGCCUUUACAUGGAAAGUGAGACAAACACUGGACUUCUCUGCAAAAGUAAAACAUGUUAUGAAGCUCGGUGUUGCAAUGAUAUGGACUAUAGUUCUUCCUGUAUAUUAUGCUAAUUCUAGAAGAAAAUAUACUUGUUAUCCCACAACAUACGGAAGCUGGGUUCAAGAAUGGUGUUUCUCUUCCUUUAUGGUUGCAGUUGCAAUUUAUUUGAUGACUAAUGCAGUUGAGAUGGUGUUAUUUUUGGUCCCUUCUAUUCGCAAAUACAUUGAGGUCUCAAAUUACCAAAUAUGCACCAUUCUGUCUUGGUGGACACAGCCUAGGUUAUAUGUUGCGCGUGGAUUGCAAGAAAGCCAGCUUUCAGUGUUGAAGUAUACAUUGUUUUGGGUACUUGUACUAUUGAGCAAAUUUUCUUUCAGCUACUUUUUUGAGAUAAAACCCCUUAUAGAGCCAACAAAGCAGAUCAUGAAAAUUGGUGUGCCAAUGUAUGAUUGGCAUGAGCUUUUUCCGAAAGUUAAGAGUAAUGCUGGUGCGAUUGCUGCUAUAUGGGCUCCAAUUAUAGUUGUGUACUUUAUGGACACUCAGAUAUGGUAUUCUGUUUUUUGCACAAUCUUUGGUGGAGUCUAUGGCAUUUUGCAUCACCUUGGUGAGAUUCGAACUUUGGGAAUGUUGAGGAGUAGAUUUCACUCCUUGCCUUCUGCAUUCAAUAUUUCUCUUAUUCCACCCUCAUUGAGGAAUGACCAAAAGAGAAGAAAAGGUUUCUUUUACAAUAAAUUCAGAAAGGUAUCAAAGAGUGAAAAAAAUGGUCUUGCCAAGUUUGUCUUGGUUUGGAACCAAAUUAUCAAUAGUUUUCGAUUGGAGGACUUGAUAAACAACAGGGAGCUGGAUUUAAUGACAAUGCCAAUGUCUUCAGAAUUAUUUUCCGGCAUAGUUCGUUGGCCAGUUUUUCUUCUUGCAAAUAAGUUUUCAACUGCCCUGAGUAUUGCAAAGGAUUUUGUGGGGAGGGAUGAAAGUCUUGUCAGAAGACUUAAAAAAGAUGAGUACAUGUACUGUGCUGUGAAGGAGUGCUACGAAUCAUUGAAGUACAUCCUUGAAAUCCUCAUUAUUGGGGAUCUCGAAAAGAGGAUUGUAUCUGCCAUACUGACUGAAAUUGAAGAAAGCAUCACAAGAUCAAGUCUUCUUCAGGACUUUAGGAUGAUUAAAGUUCCAGAUCUUUUGGCUAAAUGUAUCGAGCUAAUUGAACUUUUGGUUGAGGGAAAUGAAGACCAUCGUGGCAAAGUUGUGAAAGUUCUCCAAGAUAUAUUUGAGCUUGUAAUCAAUGAUAUGAUGACGACUGGCUUCAGGAUAUUAGAGUUGCUGGAUUCAUCCCAACAGACUGAAACAGAUGCUGCUUAUUUUUCUGGAAGCAUUGAAUCCCCAUUAUUUGGAUCUGCUGGUGGCAAGAAUUCUAUCCAUUUCCCUUUGCCAGACAGUGCUGCUCUGAAUGAGCAGAUCAAGCGUUUUCUUCUGUUGCUUACUGUCCAAGAUACAGCAAUGGACAUUCCAACUAACUUAGAGGCUCGGAGACGCAUAUCAUUCUUUGCCACUUCUCUCUUUAUGAAUAUGCCACAUGCACCCACAGUGUCCAAUAUGGUGCCAUUCAGUGUUAUGACACCACAUUACCUGGAGGAUAUUAAUUUUUCAAUGGAGGAGCUGCAUUCAAGCCAGCAAGAAGUUUCUAUCAUCUUUUACAUGCAAAAGAUAUUUCCAGAUGAGUGGAAAAACUUCCUGGAGCGCAUGGGUUAUGAAAAUUUGGAUGGGUUGGAGAAGGACAAAAAGGAAGAGCUUAGAAAUUGGGCUUCUUUCCGGGGCCAAACACUGAGCAGAACAGUUAGAGGAAUGAUGUACUAUAGAGAAGCCUUAAAACUGCAAGCAUUUCUUGACAUGGCUGAAGAUGAAGAUAUUCUUGAAGGUUAUGAUGCUGUUGAAAGUAGAAAUCAUGCAUUAUCUGCUCAGCUAGAUGCAUUAGCAGACAUGAAAUUCACUUAUGUUGUUACCUGCCAAUUAUUUGGAUCACAAAAAGCUGCUGGAGACCCACAUGCACAGGACCUAAUUGACUUGAUGAAAAGAUACCCAACUCUCCGUGUUGCUUAUGUUGAGGAGAAAGAAGAGAUAGUGGAGAACAAGCCUUGCAAAGUUUAUUCUUCAGUAUUGGUUAAAGCUAUCCCCAAGUAUGGUGAUCAGGAAAUAUAUCGCAUAAAGCUUCCUGGUGCACCAACUAUUGGAGAAGGGAAGCCCGAAAACCAGAACCAUGGAAUAAUCUUCACUCGUGGUGAAGCUCUCCAAACCAUUGAUAUGAACCAAGACAGUUAUUUGGAGGAAGCCUUCAAAAUGAGAAAUCUUCUGCAAGAAUUUCUUCAGAACCGAGGACGGCGACCUCCUAUACUGCUUGGUUUGAGGGAACACAUAUUUACAGGAAGUGUUUCUUCUCUUGCAUGGUUCAUGUCUUAUCAAGAGACCAGCUUUGUCACCAUUGGUCAAAGGCUUCUUGCCAAUCCUCUCAGGGUACGAUUCCACUAUGGACAUCCAGAUGUAUUUGACAGGUUAUUCCACAUCACAAGAGGUGGAUUAAGCAAAGCAUCAAAAACAAUUAACCUGAGCGAGGAUGUUUUUGCUGGGUAUAAUUCUACCUUACGACGGGGAUGGAUCACGUAUCAUGAAUACAUGCAAGUUGGCAAGGGUCGUGAUGUAGGUCUAAACCAGAUCUCAAAGUUUGAAGCUAAGGUUGCUAAUGGUAACAGUGAACAAACUUUAAGCCGUGACAUAUACCGCCUUGGACGUCAGUUUGAUUUCUUCAGGAUGCUGUCUUGUUAUUUCACAACCAUUGGGUUUUACUUUAGCAGCCUGAUAUCAGUUAUUGGAAUCUAUGUGUUCCUUUACGGACAGCUAUACCUAGUUCUCAGUGGCUUGGAAAAAGCUCUCAUAAUUGAGGCUAGACUGCAGAACAUACAAUCCUUGGAAACAGCUCUUGCCUCCCAGUCAUUUAUACAGCUUGGGCUAUUAACAGGAAUGCCAAUGGUGAUGGAAAUUGGACUUGAGAAAGGGUUCCUCAAUGCACUAAAAGAUUUUGUCCUGAUGCAAUUGCAGCUGGCUUCUGUUUUUUUCACGUUCUCAUUUGGAACAAAAAUCCAUUAUUACGGCCGAACAAUUCUGCAUGGUGGUGCUAAAUACAGACCCACUGGGCGUAAGGUUGUUGUGUUUCAUACUAGCUUCACUGAAAACUACAGGUUGUAUUCAAGAAGCCACUUCGUCAAAGGAUUUGAGUUACUGCUCCUGUUGAUUGUUUAUAACUUGUUUAGACGGUCCUAUGAGAGCGACAUGGCGUAUGUAUUAGUCACUUAUUCGAUUUGGUUCAUGUCAAUCACUUGGUUGUUCGCUCCAUUUCUUUUUAAUCCGUCUGGAUUCAGUUGGGACAAGAUAGUAGAUGACUGGAAAGAUUGGAAUAAGUGGAUCAGGCAGCAGGGUGGUAUUGGAGUUCACCAAGAUAAAAGUUGGCAGUCUUGGUGGAUAGAUGAGCAGGACCAUCUUCGUCAUUCUGGGAUGAGUUCUAGGUUGUUUGAAAUACUCCUUUCUGUUCGGUUUUUCCUGUAUCAGUAUGGUCUGGUCUACCACCUUGACAUUUCCCAGAAUAGCAGGAAUUUUCUGGUUUAUUUGCUUUCAUGGAUAGUGAUCCUCGUUGUUUUCUUGUUAGUAAAGGCAGUGAACCUCGGAAGGCAAAAGUUCAGUGCUAGAUAUCACCUUGUGUUUAGGCUAUUCAAAGCAACCCUUUUCUUGGGUGUUCUUUCCAUCAUAAUAACUCUUUCUCAUGUGUGUCAUCUAUCUUGGAUGGACUUGGUUGUGUGCUGCCUAGCAUUUUUGCCAACAGGGUGGGGUUUGAUAUUGUUUGCACAAGCUGUGAGGCCCCUGAUAGAGAAUACUGGAUUGUGGGAAUUCACCAGAGUACUUGCUAAAACAUAUGACUACGGAAUGGGGGUUGUUCUCUUUACACCUAUUGCUGUCUUGGCAUGGCUUCCGAUUAUAUCAGCAUUCCAGACUCGAUUCCUGUUUAAUGAGGCCUUCAAUAGGCACUUGCAGAUCCAACCAAUUCUUCAGGGGAAGAAGAAGAACAGAUAGAUCAUAAUGUAGUGAUGAUUUCCUAGUACAUAAUGUACAGUCAUUAUAUUUGCAAUUAUUUAUAGAUCGUGGAAUUGCUACAUCUGUACAGCAGGAAGCAGGAUCACGUUAUUGGUGAAUAAAAAUACAGAUUUCAUUCGCCAAUGAAACGAAGUAGCCUAUGA
This is a messenger RNA of Rosa chinensis, 6251 nucleotides long. Its product is annotated as putative callose synthase 8. Gene Ontology annotation, cellular component: plasma membrane; 1,3-beta-D-glucan synthase complex. The record is from RefSeq and is a predicted model, not a curated record. Bases 241 to 6087 code for a protein of 1948 amino acids. Gene Ontology annotation, molecular function: 1,3-beta-D-glucan synthase activity. Gene Ontology annotation, biological process: (1->3)-beta-D-glucan biosynthetic process. The transcript is spliced from 41 exons. NCBI's taxonomy places the organism in Eukaryota, Viridiplantae, Streptophyta, Magnoliopsida, Rosales, Rosaceae.